Brassica rapa (field mustard) is the source of this 2277-nucleotide messenger RNA. RefSeq names its product O-glucosyltransferase rumi homolog. The record is from RefSeq and is a predicted model, not a curated record. NCBI's taxonomy places the organism in Eukaryota, Viridiplantae, Streptophyta, Magnoliopsida, Brassicales, Brassicaceae.
UUUUAGAAUUAAACAUAAAAAUUAAGAAAAUAUUUAAUUUAUUUUAAAACAAAAAAAUCAUUUAUUCACAUAACCACAAUUUGACCAAUAAUAAAUUUGACAUUAAAAAUUGAAAAUGUCAUCUAAAAAACUCUCUAAAACGUCUUUCUUAAUAAUCUAUCAACAAAGGGAGGGACUAUUAAUUUUGUUUUUGUCUUUUAUAUAUAGGUCGCAAUAAAUACGAGUACACUCCAAGUGUCAUCAAUAUUCUCAAAAAAUAUUAACAAGACAACUAUCCCCAAGAUCAUCACCAAGAUCCCAUUAGAUUGCACACUCCUCAACAACAACAUGACACAAACGUGCCCGUCAAACUAUCCAACCAAGUUCGAACCAGCAAUUUCUUCUUCGGAAACUUGUCCUGACUACUUCCGAUGGAUCCAACAAGACCUAAAGGUAUGGCAAGAGACAGGGAUCACAAGAGAAACACUAGAGAGAGCAAAAUCUAAUGCUCAUUUCAGGCUAGUGAUAAAGUCAGGGAGGUUGUAUGUUGAUCAUUAUGAUAAAGCUUAUCAGACAAGAGAUGUAUUCACAAUUUGGGGAAUACUUCAACUUCUAAGAAUGUAUCCUGGUCAAGUCCCUGAUCUUGAGCUUCUUUUCCUCUGCCAUGAUAGACCCGGCAUCUGGAAAACAUACUUCAGAAAAGAGGACAACGCCACAUGGCCUCCUCCGCCGUUGUUUCAUUACUGUGGUCACCGUGAUGCAUAUGACAUCGUUUUUCCUGAUUGGAGCUUUUGGGGUUGGCCGGAGGUGAACAUAAAGGAGUGGAACAAGUUAUCGGUGGCGAUUAAAGAAGGGAACAAAAAGGUAAAAUGGGAAGAUAGGGUUCCAUAUGCUUAUUGGAAAGGGAACCCUAUGGUUUCUAUUGCAAGGAGAAACUUUAUGACAUGUAACGUCUCGGACAAGUAUGAUCCCAUGGUUCGUCUCUAUGUCCAGGACUGGAAAAGAGAGACUAGAGCAGGGUUUAAAGGAUCAAACUUAGAAGAUCAAUGCACUCACAGGUACAAGAUUUAUAUAGAAGGCAAUGCAUGGUCAGUGAGCGAGAAGUAUAUACUAGCAUGUGAUAGCAUGACUCUACUGAUUAAACCAGAAUUUUAUGAUUUCUUCGUAAGAAGUAUGAUUCCAAUGGAGCAUUACUGGCCCAUUAGACCUAACAAUUGUGUUGACCUCAAGUUUGCUGUUGAAUGGGGCAACAACAACACGGACAAGGCACAAGUCAUAGGGAGGCAAGGAAGUGAGUACAUGAUGAAAAAUCUAGAGAUGAAAUAUGUCUAUGAUUACAUGUUAUACAUGUUGCAAGGCUAUGGGAAACUGAUGAAGUUGGAUGUGACUGUGCCUGAAAAUGCGACCGAAGUGUGUUCCGAGACGAUGGCUUGUCCGAUCACUGAUGGUGCUCUGAUCAGGCAGUGCAUGGACGACUCGUUGGUUAUGUCACCGAGCGUCAAGCCUGCUUGCGAUUUGCCGCAGCCGUAUGGAGAUGGUGAGCUCAAGAGGUUUCUUGAGAAACAAGAAAAUGCGGAGAGGGAGGUCGAGAAGUGGACCGAUGAGUAUUGGGAGGUCCAAAGCAAGAUUCUUCAGCAGUGAAAUUCUACUUGUGAGUCACUGAAAUUUAUAAGAUGUUUGUUAACUAUCCAAGUUUUAGUGAAUCUGGCUAAAUUAGUUUGUAUACCAAUGAAAAUUUGUGUAUUUUAAUAAUUAAUACACCAUAUACCAAGCAAAUAAUCGUGCGUCAUGUACUUUUUUAAUUUUGGGAUCUUGCUCAUCCUUGGGAGAUGCCUCUUCUUCGUCACCAUCUUCUUGUAGAAGUUUCUCGAGAUGAAAGCUAAUUUAACACGUCACGUUGAGUUGUGGACUUGUGGGAACUAGGAAGACCAAUACUAUGAUAUGACCACUGAACUUUGAUAUAUAUAUAUAUAUAUAUAUAGGUUAUAUUAGCAAUUUUUAAUACUUGUCGACUUAUACUUCCAUCCUACUCUUCUUUCAUGAUACACAUAAUAAAUGUUUAUAGCUUUUAUGUACAUCUAAUUACAUUUGCGCUCUUCUUCUUCCUCUUAAAUCAUAGAAAACUAGGUUAAGACCCGCGCCUUGAACAUUAUAUAUAAAAAUUAUUUUCUGUAUUAAAUAUUUUUACAUAUUAUGAAAUAAUAAAUAUAUAUUAAAUAAUUAAAAGUCAGUAACUACUAAAUAUAUAAUUAAAUUGGUGUGAACAUAUAAAUCAAUUUUAUUAAUCUAAUUUUUUUU